Molecule: messenger RNA, 378 nt
Organism: Gongylonema pulchrum
Lineage: Eukaryota; Metazoa; Nematoda; Chromadorea; Rhabditida; Gongylonematidae
Source: the annotation of a GenBank genome assembly
AUGAAUUUGCACGAGUGGUUGCCGUUCGUGACACGUGAGCCGGAAGUAGUCGUUUUGAGCGAGCAAAUAUUUGACGCUUCCAGUAAUGAAAGAAGACAUCUGGCUCAGAAGUACGCCGAAUCACGAAACACCUCUAUUUCCUCUUCUGCAGCACUCCCAAGAACAUCGCAGGAAGUUCCCAUCAACACCCAUUCACGUGCCGCUUUACACACCGCCUCCAUAAAUAGAGAAAAGCCAAAUGUCGCUUAUCGUCGAUCACCCGCCCGAAAAACUGACCCUAAACCGGAUUACGGUAAGACAAUAACGAUAAUAAUCGGUGCAGAAUAUAAGUAUGACUACAGCGAAUUUGCGCUAGCUCUUGAAUAUACGCUCUUGUAG